Molecule: messenger RNA, 2110 nt
Organism: Penaeus vannamei (Pacific white shrimp)
Lineage: Eukaryota; Metazoa; Arthropoda; Malacostraca; Decapoda; Penaeidae
Source: RefSeq, a predicted model, not a curated record
GUAGGUUUUUGAAGAGCAGUAAUGUAGACCUAAAGUAUGUGGGUCUCAAAGCAUUAGCAAGUGUGUUUUCUGUGCUGGAGGAAGCUCUCACCCCGAGUCACUUGGAGGCCGUCUUGGAUUGCCUGUAUCACUCGGAUAAAAAUCUUCAGGUGAAAACACUGAGGCUGCUCUGUGCAAUGGCGAAUGCACACAAUUAUCAGGCUGUGUGUUCAACUUUAUUGGAGUUCUUGGACGCACCGAAGGACAGAUGACCCAAAAAGCAAUUCUAGAAGAAUUGUCAUCAAUUUUAGCCAAAUAUUGUACGGAUGUCAUGUGGUGUGUGGAUUUCCUCUCGCCUCUGAUUAUUGGCACAGUGAUUCCAGAAAAAGGCUUGACUGAUACCAUUGUGCAAGUGCUUGAACAGGGAUUUAGUGAAGAAAAGAGCGUAAAGUCAACAACCGAAGCAUCUCAAGAAUUACUUUUGAAAAUAUUUAGCAAAGAAAAGUUGUCUUUGGUUUAUAUAAAUCUUAUAGCUUCAAUUCUCAAUUUGCAGUAUUCUAGAGAUCCCAAGCAAGUCUCCAAGUAUUUUACAGACUUAUUUCUUGAAAAGCUUUUACCUGAAAGUAACCUGAAUGAAAAAGAUGUUUCUGUAUUUAAGUGCCUUAAGAACAUUGGACUAAAUGACGAGAUGGUUCGUUUAGAUAUAAUUUCUUAUUUACAAAAAUUUAUAACAAGCAGCAGUUUUGGUCUUAUUUUCAGGGAAUUAGCCAUUGACAUUUGUGUGUGGCUGGCUUAUCCAAACUUGAGUGUACAGGUUAUCAAGAACCAAGAAAAUAUUUUAUGUCAAAAAGCACAAAUAGAUUUAACUUUAAGCUUUCUUGAUGAUUAUGUUAUUGAAGCUCUUGAGGGUGGUGCUAUUCCUUUUAAGCCAUUUAGUGUUUCCCUGAAUAACUCAAGUUUUGAGGAAAAGGUCAAUAAUGAACUUCAGGAAACAUUUCUGAGCACAUCUACCGUACCAAGCGUGGCAUCUGAUGAUGCUCAGUCGUCAGCUCCCUCAACAAGUACUCAUCUGACAGCCAGCACAUCUGUGAAUAAUGCCACCCUAAGCAGAAGCAUGCUUGCUUGUGGUAAAAGGAUGUGGAGUAACGAAGGCCGAAUUCAUCAGAAGUCAGAGGGCGAAGCAUCAGUAGGAUCCACCACUGAUUUCUCAUUGAAGUCAGUUGGCCAGAAUGGAAAUAAUUUCCCCUUGAAUGAUGAUGAUGAUGAAAAUGAUGACAUGACAGAAGGAAGUGUUGAGCUUGCAGAUGAAGCACAAGAGGACAAACAGAAAGAACAGGACACAUUAUCUCUACAGAGGUCCCAGUUGACUCAAGCAUUACUGGCUGGUUUUGGUAUGGCAAAAUCAAAGUAAAUAAUACCAGGAGUAUUUAUAUGGGAAGUUGCAAUGCAGUAAUGGUGUUCUACAUUGAGGGUUACAUUAUAUAUAUAUUUUUUUUUGUCGCCUGUUCGUGCUUGGAUAUUUCAUGAUGACUUUCUAUCCUGUUGAAUGUGGGAACAUUUACUGACAUUAAAGAUUUGUUUUAUUUUUUUUUCACAUUGAUGUGCAAGUGUAUAGUCAUUAAAGAGUCAAUUACUAAAGUCCUUUUUAGAACCCACCUGUUUACCUCAUUCCUUGAAUUUUCGUGGAGAAAAGUUUUCAUAAUUGUGAUGAUGAUGAUGAUGAUUACUAUUAUAAUAAUGAUGAUGACGACAAUGAUCCACUCCCAGAGGAGACAAACAAUCUCCGGCUGAUAAGCCAAUAGGACGGGACUGGCAAUCUUUGGUGCCAAACAGUGUCGGAAGGUCCACAUUUUCCCAUGGCAACAAUGGAUGCCAAAUAUGCCGGAUGGGAUCAUUAUUAUUAUUAAUGAUGAGGAUGAUGUUAAUGUCAGGGAGCCAUCUUUGUGUUUAUAGAAGAAAAAGAAAAAAAAAUCCAUAGUGGAAUGUGCUUGGCUACAUGCAUUCUUAGUAUCAUUAGGUGAACUGGUAUCUUUUGCUAUGUAGUAAGACGAGUACUAUGUAUUUUGACGGUUUUAAUGGAAAAUGUAAAUAAUUUACAUGUACAACCUUUGUUUAAUAUUACCAUAAUGUU